GCCUCUUUUUUCCCCUAAAUCUCGCGUGCUGCCUCCUGCGCUCGGGCUGCUCCGCACCCGUGCGCCUCCGAUCCGGCGGCGGGGACAUCGAUUUGGUGCGAUUCGUGGGCGGAGGGAUCGGCCGGUGCCGCGGGGACCUGCGGAUCGAGCUCCGGGUCGCCGGAUUCGGCCGCGUGGGACGAGGGGACGAGACCUAGGGUAUCGUAGUUUGUGACGCGGUUGGCGCCGGAGGAGGUGGGGGGUGAUUUUCGGAGGCGGCGAGGUCGCACAUGCGCGUGACGGUCACGCCCAAGGACGAGGAGAGGCUGGUCGGGUUGAUGGUGCGGGAGUGGGAGCGGGAGCGGCCGCGGUCGGCGGUGAUGGCGGCGGGCGGGGACCUUGUUACUGCCGGCGGCGGGGAGGGGUCGGACGGGGACUCGUCGGCGUCGCUGGAGGAGAUCAGCGCCGACGACUUCAGAAAGGACUCGUCUUCCGGCGGCGGCGGGUUAGGGGCCGGUGCGGCGGCGCCGAGAUCUAGGUCUUGGAUGGGGCCGCCGCCGGCCAUGGGGUACAUGUCGCGGAGCUACGCGCCGGCGUUCCACAGCUUCGCUUGGGCGCAGGCCGUGCAGAAGAAGCCGCUUGUGCCGAGCCCGGCUGCGGACGAGGACGAGGUGGAGCACGCCGUGGACGCCUCCGACGAGGAGAAGGAAGAGGGCGAGAUCGAGGAGGGGGAGGCGGUUGAGAGCCCCCCUCUUGCACAGCCCGAGACCAUCGACCUGGACUCUGACGCGCCGGAGAAGUCUGAAUCAGUGGCUGUGGAGGGGAGUGGCAAUGAUGCCCUUGCCACUGCCGCCGAGGACGAGGAGGUGGACUUUGACCAGCGCGUGGGGAGUAUACUGGAGGAGCUGGAGAUGGUCUCCAUUGAAGAAGCCGAGAAGUCGUUUGAGGGCACCUGCUCACGCCUGCGCAAGUGCUUCGAGAGCCUGAAGCCGCUGUUCCCAGACCCGGAGAACGGGAGCCCGAUGCCCAUGCUUGAGCCCCUCGUGCAGCAGGCGUUUGUUGGAAUUGACACCCUCACCACUGUGGCAAAUUCAUAUAACAUGCCAAGGAGGGAGCAGAACAAGACCAUGCUCUUGAAGUUGUUGUUCCACAUAAAGAACCAAUAUUCAGCUAUGCUGAUGCCUGACCAGCGAGAUGAGCUGGACAGCCGUGUCAGGCAGUUAGUUUUUGAGGAAAAAGACGAUGUCAGUGACACAAGUGCCAAUGGCGGUGCGAAACCAAUGAAUGUUUCAGCUCCAUCUGGGCAGGUUUCAUCAGGGAGACUACCAUUUGAAAUAGGAGCAGCAAAUCUGUUUAGUGGUCCUAGCUUGCCAAGGUUGGAAAUACCUUCAAAAAGGGUUAGUCCCUUGUUGGAUCUUCAUGCAGAUUAUGACGAGAACAACUUACCAUCGCCCACCCGGGAUAGUGCACCAGCUUUUCCUGUGCCGAAGCCCAUUGGAUUUGGAGCGUUUCCAAUGGCACCUGAGAAACCAUCUUUCCCAGAAAGAGUUGAGCCUGCAAAGAAUUUGUUGUAUCUGUCCUUAAAUGAUCCUCUGAUGGCUGUUUCCUCUUACCAGCAGAAGUAUGGACAGAAAUCUGCCUUUCCAAGUGAUGAUCUGCCAAGUCCAACUCCUUCUGGUGAUGAGGGUAAAUCUGCAGACAAAGGUGGUGACAUAUUUGGUGAGGUUUCCAGCUUCCCAUUUCCAAAGAAGACUGCAGUGCCAAGUACAAGUCAGAUGUCUGCCUCUCGACCUAGCACAGUUGGCAACAUCAAUGGUAAUUAUGCACCUGGUUAUGCUAAACAAACUGAGCAGUUGGCUACAGGACCAAUUCAUGUACCAAAAGCUACAUCUAAAAGUAGGGAUCCAAGGCUCAGGUUUUUGAACCGUGAUUCUGCUGGUGCUACAGAUGCAAAUUGGCAUCCAAAUUUUGCAGAACCGAGGGAUGGAAACUUGGGUCGAGUAUCAGUUAAUAACCGCAAACACAAAGCGGUUGAUGAACCUCAGGUGGAUGAAAAUGCACUAAAAAGAAUUAGGAGUGGUACUGGGGAUCCAAGAAACAUGCUGGUGCCAACAGGAAAUGCUAAUCCUUAUCUUAGAACAGAUAAUCAGCUUAUUAACAACACAGGCGCUACCACAAUGAGUAGCGGAACAAACACCAAAAUUUUGCAACCCCCUCAAACUACUGCUCCACAAAUCAGUGCAGCUCCUGACAUUUCGUUGCCUUCUGUAUUAAAGGACAUUGCUGUGAACCCAACAGUGCUAAUGCAUUGGAUUCAAAUGGAACAGCAGAAGAAGUCAGCAUCAGAACCUCAGCUGAAGGUACUUGCUCCGGGUGGCGUGUCUAGUGGCAUGACCAGUAUUGUAACUGCUGGCAUGGUUCUACCACCUGGUAGUGCUCAUAAGAUCACAGAAGCUGCACAAAUUCCCUCUGUUAGGCCACAAAUUCCCAUGCAGACACCUCUUUUGAACCCACAAAACGAUGCUGCAGUAAUACGUAUGAAGCCCCGUGAUCCCCGGCGAAUCCUCCAUAAUAAUAUAGCACAGAAGAGUGAUAUGGUGGGCUCGGAGCAAGCCAAAGCUAAUGGAAUUACCCAGCCGGACUCUCAGGGCAGCAAAGACCAUUUGACCACCUGUGAACAACAGGCAGAGCAACAUCAGACUAAUUCAUGGCCUAUUCAACCAGUCUUGUUGUCCAACACUACACGGCAAUUCACCGUUAACACAAAAACUGUUGAUCCCGUCUCAAAUUCACAGUUAGCUGCUACAACACUUAUGGUCCCUACACAACAAACUUCAGACAGCAUAAACAGGGCAGAUCCAAGACAAGUAGUUGGACCGAAUGAUCCAAACGCUGAUGCGUCAACAAAUGCUGCUCCUACAACAGCACUUGAAGCUGUGCCAGUUAACCCAUGGGGUGAUGUUGAUCAUCUCCUUGAUGGUUAUGAUGACCAGCAGAAGUCUCUGAUACAGAUGGAAAGGGCAAGAAGGAUCAUGGAGCAACGGAAUAUGUUUUCAGCGCGGAAGCUAUGCUUAGUCCUUGACUUGGAUCACACACUCCUUAAUUCUGCGAAGUUUAAUGAAGUGGACCCUAUUCAUGAAGAGAUUUUGCGAAAGAAAGAGGAACAAGACAGGUCUUUGCCAGAACGCCAUCUAUAUCGUUUCCAGCAUAUGGCAAUGUGGACCAAACUGAGACCAGGAAUAUGGAACUUCCUUGAGAAGGCAAGUAAACUUUUUGAGUUGCAUCUAUACACAAUGGGGAAUAAGCUGUAUGCUACUGAGAUGGCCAAGGUUCUUGACCCUAAAGGUAGGUUGUUUGCUGGGCGAGUCAUCUCAAGAGGUGAUGAUGGUGAUCCUUAUGACAGCGAUGAGCGAGUACCCAAAAGUAAAGAUCUUGAUGGGGUACUGGGGAUGGAAUCUGCAGUAGUGAUCAUAGAUGACUCUGUAAGAGUCUGGCCUCACAAUAAACACAGUUUGAUAGUUGUAGAGAGAUACACCUAUUUCCCCUGCAGCAGACGUCAAUUUGGCCUUCCUGGACCAUCACUUCUCGAAAUUGAUCGAGAUGAGAGGCCAGAGGAUGGUACUCUUGCUUCUUCACUGGCGGUUAUUGAGCGAAUCCACCAAAACUUCUUCUCUCACCCUAACCUCAACGAGGCUGAUGUGCGGAGCAUACUAGCAUCUGAACAGCAGAGGAUUCUUGCGGGUUGUCGCAUUGUCUUUAGCCGGGUUUUCCCGAUUGGUGAUACCAAGCCCCACUUGCAUCCUCUUUGGCAGACUGCAGAGCAGUUUGGUGCAGUCUGCACAAACCAGAUUGACGAUCGGGUUACUCAUGUUGUUGCCAACUCCCUUGGGACUGACAAGGUGAAUUGGGCACUGUCCGCAGGCAAAUUCGUGGUUCAUCCAGGAUGGGUAGAGGCUUCAGCGCUCUUGUACCGGCAUGCCAAUGAGCAUGACUUUGCAGUCAAAUAACACAUCCCCGAGCCCCCAUCCCCUAUCUAGGGUCCCGAGAUUCACCCUGGGAUGAGAUCUGGUCAUGAAAACUAAACAUGAUAAAACAACCAAACAACAUUCUAAAACCGGACCUAGUAAGAAGUAAGCCAAACCUCCAAAAGAAUUCAGGGCUAAACACAAAGGGUAACGAAAAUGCUUCAUGAUAGCAUAAAUGUCGGUGUCAUUAUCGAAGUGGUGGGUAUUUGGUUCAUAGUUGCUUUAGGAGCUAUCAAAGAAAUAUAGAUGCACUAAAAGCGAAAGAUGAACGGACGCUUACCUCCUCCCAUUUGUAACAUGUAAAAUUGGUGCAUUUCGGCAAGAGUCAUAGGUCCAGAUGUUGCCUAUGGCUGCAAGCCUGCCGCUGGCCGCAGAACUGGGGUUGGUAGCCGGCGCUGGUCACCCAUCAAAGUGGCAAGCAGGGCGGCAGCAAUCUUGGGAAUGAACGAGGCAAGCAUUUAUAUGUGUA
Phragmites australis (common reed) is the source of this 4473-nucleotide messenger RNA. Its product is annotated as RNA polymerase II C-terminal domain phosphatase-like 3. The record is from RefSeq and is a predicted model, not a curated record. NCBI's taxonomy places the organism in Eukaryota, Viridiplantae, Streptophyta, Magnoliopsida, Poales, Poaceae. Gene Ontology annotation, cellular component: nucleus. The transcript is spliced from 11 exons. Gene Ontology annotation, molecular function: RNA polymerase II CTD heptapeptide repeat phosphatase activity. Bases 270 to 3986 code for a protein of 1238 amino acids.